AUGUUAAAACGACGAACUUCAAAACGUUUCGUGCUGGGAGACUCCACCAGCGAAGAUGCAUCGGCUUACGAGAAUGAUGAGGUCACUGAAACUUUGCCCAGCAAUUUGAAGUUUCAAAUGACAUUAGAAGCUGAACCUGAAAUUGGAAAACAGGAGGAGAAGCCGAAGGCCAAAGAAGAUGGACAGUUAUUGCGUUUGCCAAACGCUACAUUGACGCCGUCUAUGUCCCAAGGCACCGUGAUACACAGCCAGCGAUUCCAAGAGAAGGACUUCACGAUCGCCACGCCUGAAGAGUUUGUGAGGCGAUUCCAGGGGACCAAACCCAUUAACAAGGUAUUAAUAGCGAACAACGGUAUUGGAGCUGUAAAAUGUAUGCGAUCGAUCCGAAGAUGGUCUUACGAGAUGUUCAAGAACGAACGCGCUGUCCGCUUUGUCGUUAUGGUAACACCAGAAGAUUUAAAAGCCAAUGCGGAGUACAUAAAGAUGGCGGAUCACUACGUGCCUGUUCCUGGGGGUUCAAACAACAACAACUAUGCCAACGUGGAGCUUAUUGUGGAUAUUGCUGUCAGGACUCAGGUUCAGGCCGUUUGGGCAGGUUGGGGCCACGCUUCAGAGAACCCAAAGCUCCCUGAACUCCUGCACCGCGCUGGGGUGGUCUUUAUAGGGCCUCCAGAAAAAGCCAUGUGGGCACUUGGUGAUAAAAUCGCCAGUUCCAUCGUCGCUCAGACUGCUGACAUCCCUACUUUGCCAUGGAGUGGAAGUGAACUAAAAGCAGAAUACAAUACCAAGAAGAUCAAGAUAUCAUCCGAAUUAUUCGCCAAAGGCUGCGUAACCUCACCAGAACAGGGUCUACAGGCUGCGCAUAAAAUUGGCUUCCCUGUCAUGAUCAAGGCGUCUGAAGGUGGUGGUGGCAAGGGUAUCCGGAAAGUGGAGAACCCUGAUGACUUCCAUAACAUGUUUCGACAGGUGCAAGCGGAAGUACCCGGCUCGCCAAUCUUCGUGAUGAAGCUAGCGAAAUCAGCCCGCCAUUUGGAAGUGCAACUUCUGGCCGACCAGUACGGCAACGCCAUAUCAUUGUUCGGAAGAGAUUGUUCCAUCCAGCGACGACAUCAGAAGAUCAUAGAAGAGGCGCCUGCUGCUGUCGCUAAGCCAGACGUUUUCAUCGAGAUGGAGAAAGCCGCAGUUCGUCUAGCAAAAAUGGUAGGCUAUGUGAGUGCAGGAACAGUGGAGUACCUGUACGAUCCGUCCACUGGUUCGUAUUAUUUCCUGGAGUUGAAUCCUCGUCUGCAAGUGGAACAUCCCUGCACGGAGAUGGUUGCUGACGUUAAUUUACCUGCUGCUCAAUUGCAGAUAGCCAUGGGGCUGCCUCUCUAUCAAAUCAAAGACAUCCGCUUGCUGUAUGGCGAGUCGCCGUGGGGCAUGACACAGAUAGACUUCGACGAGCCGAAGCAACGCCCGUCGCCGUGGGGACACGUUAUUGCAGCGCGUAUCACAUCAGAGAACCCAGACGAAGGUUUCAAACCCUCCUCGGGCACCGUUCAAGAGUUGAACUUCAGGUCUUCAAAGAAUGUGUGGGGCUACUUCAGCGUGGCAGCGUCGGGUGGUCUUCACGAGUUCGCUGACUCGCAAUUCGGCCAUUGUUUUUCUUGGGGAGAGACCAGGGAACAGGCUAGGGAAAACCUAGUAAUAGCUCUAAAAGAGCUUAGUAUCCGCGGUGACUUCCGAACGACAGUGGAGUACCUGAUAACGUUGCUUGAGACGGCCGCAUUCCAGGACAACAACAUCGAUACUAGUUGGCUUGACGCGCUCAUUGCCGAGAGGGUACAAUCGGAGAAGCCGGACAUAAUGUUGGGUGUUAUUUGUGGUUCCAUCCUUAUUGCAGACAGCAUCAUCACCACGCAUUUCCACGAGUUCAAGAGUGCUCUCGAAAAGGGCCAAAUCCAAGGGUCUAGUACGCUCUCUAACUGUGUGGAUGUGGAGCUCAUUCACAGCGGUUACAAAUAUAAAGUGCAAGCUACGAAAUCGGGACCAACAUCUUAUUUUGUUGCUAUGAAUGGGAGCUUUAAGGAAUUGGAGGUUCAUAAACUGGCUGACGGCGGUACUCUUCUAUCAGUGGACGGAGCAUCCUUUACAACCUAUCUUAAAGACGAAGUGGAUAAAUACCGUAUCGUCAUCGGAAACCAAACUGUCGUAUUUGAAAAAGAGAAGGACCCUUCGAAACUUAGAGCGCCUUCUGCUGGAAAACUUGUCAAUACGCUUCUUGAGGAUGGUGGACAUGUUGAUAAGGGGCAGCCUUACGCUGAGAUUGAGGUAAUGAAAAUGAUCAUGACUCUAUCUGCUCCUGAGUCUGGUAAAGUAACUUGGAACCUACGUCCUGGUGCUGUUUUGGAUAUGGGCUCUCUUAUUGGAACUCUGGAACUGGACGACCCGACACUAGUAACUACAGCGCAGCCCUACAAAGGGCAGUUUUCUUUGGAAGACAACCCGCCUGUGUCCGAGAAGCUGAACCACGCGCACAACAAGUUUAGGUCUAUAUUGGAAAACACUCUUGCUGGGUAUUGCCUCCCCGAGCCGUACAACACGCCGCGCCUGCGCGAGGUGGUCGAGAAAUUCAUGCAGAGCUUAAGGGAUCCGUCAUUGCCUUUACUCGAGCUGCAGGAGGUACUGUCGUCAACUUCAGGCCGCAUCCCGAUCUCGGUAGAGAAGAAAGUGCGCAAACUCAUGGCCUUGUAUGAACGGAAUAUCACCAGCGUUCUGGCGCAGUUCCCCAGUCAACUGAUCGCUAGUGUCAUUGAUCAUCACGCGGCGUCGCUGCCAAAGAGAGCCGACAGAGAUGUGUUCUUCAUGAGCACCCAAGCGCUCGUUCUUUUAGUGCAGAGAUACAGGAACGGCAUCCGUGGAAGAAUGAAGACGGCUGUCCACGAUUUGCUCAAGCAAUACUACCAGGUCGAAAGCAAUUUCCAGUUGGGAUCAUACGAUAAAUGCGUAAUGGCGCUCCGAGAUCGUUACAAGGAUGAUAUGCAAGCCGUCGCUAACAUCAUCUUCUCUCACAAUCAAGUAGCUAAGAAAAAUUUAUUGGUCACUCUUUUGAUCGACCACCUGUGGUCCAACGAACCGGGUCUGACCGAUGAACUGGCUGCUACAUUGAACGAACUUACGUCCCUGCAUCGUGCUGAACACAGCCGCGUCGCUUUGAGAGCUAGACAGGUGCUAAUAGCAGCGCAUCAACCCGCCUACGAACUGCGCCACAACCAGAUGGAGUCCAUCUUCCUGUCGGCAGUUGACAUGUACGGACAUGACUUCCAUCCUGAGAACCUGCAGAAGCUAAUCCUGUCCGAGACAUCAAUAUUUGACAUAUUGCAUGAUUUCUUCUACCACACUAAUGCUGCGGUUUGUAAUGCUGCUCUUGAAGUGUACAUCCGUCGCGCCUACACCUCAUACGACAUAAGCUGUCUGCAGCAUCUAGCACUUUCCGGGGAGCUGGGCGUCGUGCACUUCCAGUUCUUGCUGCCUACUGGACAUCCCAACAGAAUACCCAUCAGCCAAUCGGAGAUUGAGCUGGCCUCAGCCCAGGACGUAGAAGGCAUCCCGGCCGAGUUGAGUUCGGCUGCGAUGCGCAAAUGUCACUUCCGAACGGGUGCUUUGGCCGCGUUCGACUCGUUCGAUGAAUUCGUACAAUACGCCGACGAACUACUGGAUUUGGUUCACGAUUUCGCGUCAAACGCGUAUGUGAGACGAGAGGAUCUUCAAGCGUUGCAAGAGGGCAGCGAGAGCCGUGAUAGUACAAGCAUAAACGUCGGUGCCGACUACAAGCAAAUCGUGGAAGAUGAAGUGCCCUUCGAGCCGAUUCACAUCUUGAUGAUCGGCGUGCGCGACAGCGGCGAGAGCGACGACGCGGCCGUGUCGCGCCGCUUCGGCAACUUCUGUCGCGCGCACCGCCACGAGCUGCACAAGAAGCGCAUACGCCGCAUCACGUUCAUGCUGUUGAUCAAGUUAGACAAGCUGAGCACCGUGCCGAUAAUGCGCGUGAGCGACCCGGUGGACCGGCCGGUGGAGUGGGUGCCCCCCCGCGCCGCGCACGACCCCCGCCUCAUGCUCACGGGCGACGGCGCCAGGGCCGGCUUCUUCGACGCGGGCAGCUUCGACGAGGUCAUGAAGCCGUGGGCGCAGACGGUCAUUACCGGUCGAGCGCGCCUCGGGGGUAUUCCAGUCGGUGUGAUAGCCGUGGAAACUCGUACAGUGGAGCUGACCCUGCCAGCUGAUCCUGCCAACUUGGAUUCUGAAGCAAAGACCUUACAGCAGGCGGGACAAGUCUGGUUCCCUGAUUCAGCGUACAAGACUUCUCAGGCCAUCAACGAUUUUUCUCGGGAGAACUUACCGAUUAUGAUCUUCGCUAAUUGGAGAGGAUUCAGCGGUGGACAGAAAGACAUGUACGAGCAGAUCCUGAAGUUCGGCGCCGAGAUCGUGCGCGCGCUGCGCGGUGCCACGGCGCCCGUGCUGGUGUACGUGCCGCCGGGAGCCGAAGUGCGCGGCGGCGCCUGGGCCGUCAUCGACCCCAGUGUCAACGCCACGCGCAUGGAGAUGUACGCCGACCCCGAGGCCAGAGGCGGAGUACUUGAAGCAGAAGGCAUCGUCGAAGUGAAAUACAAACAACGGGAUAUACUGAAGACCAUGCACAGAAUGGACCCAGAGCUGCUGAGGUUGGGAGCCAGGAUAACAGAAUUAAAAGACCAAAUCAAAGAGCUAUCGAAACAAUUAGACCGCCGCGGGUCCAUAGACGACGCACUCAUUCGCACCGAGGCAGGUAAAAAAGCGGAAACCAAAGUACGAGAACUAGAAACAGAGCUGUUAGCCGCAGAAAAGACUGCCAAAGCCAGAGAAAAGGAGCUCAGUCCUAUAUACCACGAGAUUGCCGUUCAAUUCGCCGAACUACACGACACAGCCGAAAGAAUGUUGGAAAAAGGCUGUAUAUUUGACAUAAUCCCGUGGCGGACGUCGCGGCGCGUGCUGUACUGGCGCCUGCGCCGCCUGCUGCGCCAGAACGAGCAGGAGCGGCGCGUGCAGGCCGCGGGCGCGCUCAGCCCCGCCGACGCCAUGGACCAGGGCGCCGCCGCCGCCACGCUGCGGCGCUGGUUCACGGAGGACCGCGGCGAGACCAUGUCCCACCAGUGGGAGCUCGACAACGAAGCUGUGUGCAACUGGCUUGAAAACCAAGCUCAAGACGACAACUCUCUGCUCAACAGAAACCUGAGAGCCAUCAAGGAAGAUUCGGUUUUACAGGCUGUUAACAGUCUAGUUAUGGAAUUAACAUCAGCACAACGCGCCGAGUUCAUUCGCAAAAUAUCCGCACUAGACCUUGAAUAGAUAAUCACUUAGCUUUACGCAUACUGAUCGGUAAAGUUAACUUCAGAUGACAAAUUAACAGGGAACUCUCUAGCAUAAAUUGAUAUUUAAAAGCAAUCCUUGACUUUAACCUCCUAUGAUCCAGUUAACUAGAACGGAAAACUUUUUUUAUCUAGCUCGCAAUUUAGUAUGUUGUUGGAAUUGAAAGACCAAAUGCAGUAACUUUGUGGCAAUAUUUCAAUACUUAAGUCCAGUAAUGGAUUUGGAAUUUGACCUUUCGUGCUGAACAUCAAGCAGUCUUUUAAGCUACACGACAGAGUAUCUAAGUGCAGAGAAAUAAUUGCGUUUUAUCCAUUGACUUACAAUUAUAUGGACGUGGGGUCCGCGCUAAAAAGUGUCCGAACUUAUAGGGCG
Molecule: messenger RNA, 5757 nt
Organism: Hyposmocoma kahamanoa
Lineage: Eukaryota; Metazoa; Arthropoda; Insecta; Lepidoptera; Cosmopterigidae
Gene: ACC
Product: acetyl-CoA carboxylase
Exons: 38
Coding region: 1-5364 (1787 amino acids)
Biological process (GO): fatty acid biosynthetic process
Molecular function (GO): acetyl-CoA carboxylase activity; ATP binding; metal ion binding
Source: RefSeq, a predicted model, not a curated record